This is a messenger RNA of Enterospora canceri, 2247 nucleotides long. Lineage: Eukaryota; Fungi; Microsporidia; Enterocytozoonidae. The record is from the annotation of a GenBank genome assembly.
AUGAAAUGUGUGAGAAACUACAAAAGGGAGUUCACAGAUCGAUUCAAGUGGUACUAUCCAUUGGAGAGAGCAGCACGAAUAUCCAGGUGCAACGGGAUAUUGAAACUGCUCUUUCUUGAUAAAGAAGUUGUUAUUGAAGAAGAUGAAAUUGAAUCAGUCUCAAUGGGGAUGUACAGUAACACGGUACCAAUGAAUGAUGCUGAAAAUAUUCUGUACAAAAAGGGAGUACGAAUACUGGAAACAAUGUAUAGGAAGACACAGGAGAAGAGGCAGAAACAGCAGAAUGAGAUGGUAGAGGAGUUGGAGGAGGAACGAGCUAGGAAAUUCAGGAAGAAUAAUGGAAUGGGAGAAGAGGUGGAUUUAGUAGAAACCAGGCUAAAUAAAAUAGAAUUAGUGAAGUUAAAAGAAGGGAGAAAACGACCUAUGAAAUCAGGUAGAAAAAAGAGGAAGAAAGUAAAAAUAGAAGAGAGUGAAGGAAAGAGAAAGAGGUGUUGGAAUAGGAGACGUGGGGCUGUAGUACUGAUAAACACCAGAAGAGAUGCUAAUGUGACUGAACAUGUGUUGAGUGACUACAACAAGGUAUCAGACGUAGAUAGGCUCAUCAAUAGGAGCAUAAUUGACAUAUUGGCCAAUAAGGCGAGUGUGGGGGCAGUUGAGGAGACAGGCGUAUUGAGGGCAUUGGACAUGGAUGGGGCUGAAGGAAGUGAAGACGGAAAGGACGACCUGAAGACCAAGGCAAAGAAGAUUGAGGAAUACAUGAAAAUACGAAACGAAAUAGACAAAAAUGUAAGAAGAAUUCAGACUGAAAUUGAGGAGAGUCUGAAACAGAAGGAGGGAAUGAAAGAGACCGAUAGGAAGCAUUAUGACGGAAUGGUUGGUGAUGGAAGCUAUACACCAACGUACAUUGACAUCAGUGAGGAAGAUGUCCACAAAUUCAUGAAAUACGAGGAAGCAGUCAUCAACUAUGGAGACAGGUAUCUAGAGAAGAGGAUUCAGUCUCAAAUUGAGCCAAAAGAGUGUAAAAUAGACGACUAUCUUAGUGAAGUAGAAGAACCUAAAAAUAUACCAAAAAAGCGUGGGAGACCACGGACAAAGAAGAAGCAUGAUGAAAUAUGCAUAACUAACACACAUGAAAUAGAAUCACGAGUAGAUAGACGAAUUAAGUCGAGAAUAAAGCAUAAACAGGUGACUAAGAGCAAGAAGAUGGCACCACGAGUCAAAAUAAGCAUAGGAGGAAGCAGAAUGAUUGAAAGUAGUUUGACUAAAACAGUAAGGCCCAUUUCAAGGGCUGUUAAAAAAACACCCAUGAAAUACGAGAGAUUGGAAGAGGAGAAAACGAAGAAUGUCGACGAUGACCUGGAUGUUUGCAGAAUAGAUACGGAUUGCAACGGAAGCACAGAGGAGUCAUUUGAGAUUAGCGAGAUAGAGGAGCCACCUAGCAAAGUAGGGAGGUAUGAAAUGGAACAAAAGAGUUCGAGACCAAAACGAGGUGAUGAACAUGCCUCAUUUGUAGCCAAGAACCUGGCUAGCAGUAGUCCAAGGAAGACGAGAUUAGAAAUUGAAACAAGCGAAAGCAGCUGUGUUGUGAUUGAGGGAGUUGGAUACGAUGAAAUUAGUGGGGUAAAAAAGUGUGAGGAUUCUGGGGGAGUCAGGUUGGAGAAAUCAUCAACUGUCACUGAGGAUGAAUCAGCCAAAGUGUUACCGAAAAUGGAUCCUGUUGAUUCUGAUACACAUUCUGUUGUUGAAGUGGUAAAGGGAAUACUUGAAAGUAGUCAUUCUAACAAAGGUGCUGAUAACAGUCAACCUAGUGAAGUCACUGGUUCAUUCUGGGGAUACAGUGAAUCAGAUCAGAAUAAUCAGAGUAGUAGAAAUAGUACGAAAUCAUCAAAUUCUAAAUCAGUUGAUGAGUGCACUAAGAUGAAUGAAACCAGUCGAACUCAUUUUGACAAACUGAUCAAAAAUAUGCACCAAAACAAUGAGAAACACUCUCAGGUCCUAACAAAUGUCUGUUUGUGCUACAGUAUGGUAUCACCUGAAUACGAAAUCACCAGGCAGAAUGACGUAUUCAUGUGUGAAGCACUCUUCUACGAAUCAAAGUUCAAUAGCAGCUACGAGUACACGAAGAAGGAAGCAAAGGAGGCUGUAGCCAAACUGAUUCUGGAAUACAUGAAUGAUAAUUGGGAGAGUGUGAUUGAAUUGGGAGAGAAGAUGAAGAAGGACGCCAUUGGUGGAGUUCAUUCAAAUUGA